AUGGAUACCAUCAUCAAUACGAAAUCACUAUGGAUGAAACCGGGCGCCGUUGAGAUGGUGUGCAUCGUCGGUAACGCCGCCAUUGCCGUGGGUCUCGGGAGUCACAUUCUGUUUGUGAAUUUGAAAACAUCGGCCGAAUCACACUACCUUGCCAACUCGGCGCAAGCGGGCAAUGGUGUGGCCUGCAUCGCGGGUCACAAACUGUUCCCCAUUCUGGCGUUCGCGGAAAGGUGUCUCAAUCCUCGAAUUGUACUGAUAUCCUAUCCAUCAUUUGCGGUGGUUUCGGUUCUGGAAGGAGAUCAAACCCAAUGUUCCUAUAUUGCGUUGUGCUUUUCGGAGAGUGAAUAUCUCGUUGCGCUAACCGGCGUACCGGACUACUCGAUAGAGGUGUACACUUGGCGCAGUAAGGAACUCCUGUGCAAAAAACCAUCGUCCAUCCUUUCCGACCAGCAACGGUUGAUCUGCAGUCCGUCGUCCACCUUUGCCGUGUGCCAGUACGCGGCACGCAGAACACAGAUGAAACUGUGGGAAGUUUAUGGAAACAUUCGCCUCAGUCGGCUGAUCGAACGAACCAUCCAGCUGGAGUUGGCCAACGAUGAGUUACCGUUCUGCGUCGUGUUUCUUAUCGAUGGCAAUCUUGCCGUGGUAAAUCAAAAGGCGAAAGUCUCGAUCGUUUCAUCGUCCACCGGGCAAAUAGUGCAAACGAUCAACGUCCAUGAUGCCGACCCGCCCGAGUCGGGCGACUAUAUUCCGUUCCUAUUCUACUGCAAAGGAGGUCUGUUCGUGAGUGCUCCGGAGGGGCAAGUUAAAUUCUACCGGAAGCAGAAGGGCACGUGGAACUUGCUGUGGACCACACAGUCGGACGCCCCGUACGAGCAACUGGUACAUUACUCAUCCAGCGAAGGUUUGCUGGGUGUUACGACCGAUGGAAUCAUUAUGCGCACCGUCCUGGACAAUGACGUCCGCAAUGUGGAGUUUCGCAUGCUGAAAGACUUGGACAUAGGCUACGGUUAUGGAGGGAUUUGUGGGCACCACAAACAGAUGGCAGGCAUUAAAAAGGACGGCACAAUUCGGCUUAUGAAGCUGGACAGUGGUGCUGCCGGAAGUACUACUCAUGUAUCCCUCUUGCAAUGCAUCGCCAGCCAUCCGCUUCUACCGGUGCUGGUGGUGGGCACGGCCAAUGGCACACUCAAGGUGAUCGUAGUUACUAAGGAACAGGUCAAGGAAGUGGCUAGUCUGUACCUCUCCCGGCAUUCCAUCGAACGGGUCAAGUUUGAUAUCGUUGAUGGCGAUUUCUGUGCGGCCCUGGACAAGGCACGGAAUCUUUCCAUACUGGCCAUCGGACCAUCUUUUGAAUUAAGCCUCGUCCAGGUGCUGAAAAAUCACCCCGCCGUAAACGAUCUCUUCUUCUGGUGCAGCGCUGAAGAAGUUUUGUUUGUCGAGCCGAUCCGGUGUGCGGAAGGAAUUGGCUACAAACAGAUUGAGUUCAUCGUCAAACAGCACACGGCGGAGGCGGCCACAGCCACCACACUGGCAGCUCCCCAUGAAUACACCCAGAUGCUACCGAGACGAUCGCAAGCGACACUGUUUCUGUACGCACACCGGAUAAGGUCGAAUGUGAUCGAUAUCCUAGAACUUAGGCGAUCGGGUGGGAUCUUGAGUGUUGUGAUUGAGAAGACCAUAACCACACCCCAGACUGCGUUGCACCUGGAGCUUGGUGUGGACGAGCGAUAUCUGUACGUUUGGUCGAUCGACGGCCAGCUCACACUUUACGAUGUCCAGGCAGACGAGAAACCGCUUUGCCGUUUGAAUUUCGACGGACGCUACAACGGUGGGAUUCAUCAGGUUUCACUGGACGCCAGAAAUGAACUUCUGAUUGUGCUAUGUCACAGCGGUUUGUUGAUGGUGCUGAAAUUGCUCCAAAACUUCCAAAGGAGUUCGGCCAGGGCGUCCUGCGAAACGGUUAUGGCUUUCGAUGCGAGACUGAGCGUGUUGGAGGGUGCAGAUAACACGCCCCUUGAAACGGGUCCCCAAAACGACAGCACUGUCCCGUGGAUCGAACGAAACGAGCUAGAGCGUGGCCAAGCGAAAGGUAAGGUGUUUGAGCCGGAGCACGCGGCAAUCUUUGCCGAGUUCAUGGACAUCAAACAACACCUGAAGCAGCUUGUGGAUCGCAACGAAAUCGUGCCGCCGGAAGAAAGAUUCCCGCUGCAGGAGUUCAACCUGAACACGGAGGCAACCGAAACGCUGACGCAAAAGGCAAAUGAAGAAAAGAAUGUGGAGAAAGUUCGAUUACAGCGCUUCAUAGCAUCGCAGGGUACAAUCAACGAGAAACUGAUCGAGAGUUGCUGGUCAACUAUGAGCAAAAAGCCUGUGAAGAUCAGAUCAAUGUUCAAGCGAUCGUUGGUGGAAAACUAUGCGAUGUUACCGAGCAGCGAUCUGAGACAGUACCUGGACAAGGUGCGUGUCUACCGCGACACCGAGUUGAUGGCAAGCCAUGACGCGCUGUUACCUUGGAAGCCCACGCCUACCUACCAGCUAGAAUCGAUCCUCAACCGUGAUCCCGACUACGGGAACGUGCUGGACAAUUUGGCGCGGGCAACCAUCAAGAAGUCGUACACUUUGUCCGGCACAACCACUCACCGAUUCUUCGAUCCGUACCACUUGCGCUACGAUCAGCUGGAAGUGGUAACCUUUGAGCAACUCUACUUCGAACUGAUUUGUGGUGAUAUGGAGAUCGAACAACUGCGCGUUUUGUUUAACAAGAAUUUCGAAAAAAUUAAGACACUGAAGGAAGAAGAAAUGGAGUUGGUGCUGAAGCGCAAUCGAAGGGCACGUCACGUGCAGCAGGAGCUGGUCCUUCUGGCCCGACUGAUGGCCGAUCGAAGCAAGGUGGAGGUGUCCGAUAUCGAGGAUCCGCGCUACGAGCCGGAUGAGCGCCCGGAAACAAUUAUCCACACGGAGGAUACGGAAGUCCCGGCCGCACCGUACAUAAGUCCGAGCGCUGAGCAUCUCCUGGAGCUGGAACGUCAAGAACGCGAGCGGCGACAACGGGAACUGCUGGCAGACGACUUCAAGGAUCGGGCUCUGGUGGUCAUGAUGGACGGAGUGCUGGAACAUCGCUGGGAGGAUGAGAUAAAGAAAAGCCUUCCGCUGCCACAGUGCCUCGAAAUUGGCAAAGAGCCACAGCACUACAACGAAACGGAUAUCCGGGAGGUGAAGGAGUACGAAGAGCAGAGUGAAUUACUUUAUCAGGAGCGCCUCCGCUAUCGUCGGAUGCUGCAGGACGAGGGCCGAGAGUUGGCAGCCAGCCUGGAUGAUCAAAUCAAGCGUUUCAACACGUCGGUGGCCAAGUUGAUGCUCGAGAAGAUCAUUGUCGAGGCGGCCAUCAGACAGGAGGAGAUGCGCAUACUGCGCGCCACGCUCUACAACCACUCUCGGCUCGUCUACGAAGCCAACGGCGAACGGUUGCGGGAGCAGAUAGACCAAACGGCCAAGUACGUCGAUCUGAUCACCGACAUGACGAACGAGUUCCAGGAGAAGGCUGCCGACUAUAAGAACACCUACGAGACACUGCGCACCAAGGACCGGUUGUUGGACAAACAGUUCAAAAUCAACUUUUCCGACACGGCCCAGUCGGCGCUGGUCGACCAAGCGUACAAAAUCUUCAAACGCAGACCUAAAACCCAGCUGCGAUCGAUCGUCACGGUGUCCAUUUUCCAGGACAUGGCCAAAAGGAUCGUGGCCAAGAAAACGGCCGGAGCACACGGGAAUCUGCUGCUACCGAAAGAGUGUACCGAUUACCUGGGCCACUGUGAGACGCUUGAUCAACCGUCCAACUGUCCGGCCGGGAUGGACAGCAGCCUGUGGCAAACGCUGAUCAAAAUGCGGCGCAUUAAAAUCGAGAGCGAGUUUCGGCUAAAGAGCUGCGAGUUGAUGCUGUCGGAUACGGAGGCAGCUAUCGGGGCCUUCCAACGGGAGAUAACCAACAAACGCAACAUCCUAACGGCUUUCGAGCAAGCUUUGGAACAGUUGCAAAACGAAAGGUUUGAAGAUGCCACCAAUCGCUCCGUUCAGCUGGUCAUGAAACGGGGCUGGAUCGAAAUUGAGCAGUCCGGCCGGGCGAUCGAUUUCGCCAAAUGCGUCCUGGUCCACCGGACGGACGUGGAGGACAUCAAUGUCAUCAUUAAGCGAGCCGGUGCCAAGAAGCUGAACGCCAUGAUGAACGCAGCUCUGUUCCGCCGUAAGAUCAUCUACCAGGAGUGGGAGCAUCGGGCGCUGAAGCUACAGUUGCGCGACCUGCGCGAUCAGCUGGCGACGGUCGAGAAGUGCAAGAUCACCAAAGAGGUCCAGAGCUGGCUGAAGAUGAAGGGCAUGAAGCGUACCGAAGACCUCAGCCAGGUGGCGCUGGAGAAGAAGAUACGGAGCGCGGUGCAGAACGAGGAGGAACUGCUGCAGGAACUGCAAAUCUCCCUGGAAGACAUCGAGCAACGGAUUGCGGCGAAGCGGAAGGAAAACAAGCACCUCGACCAGCAAACGCGCGCCCUGAAUGUGGACGUCACCGAGCAGCACCUGCAACGGGACACGGAGCUGGAGCAAACGGAGCAGAAGGCAACCCAGGACCGGAUGGCGGCCAUCGUCGAGCGGGCCCGGCUGGUACGCCUCGUGCAGGCUCAGCACACCCACAUCCUGGAGCUCGGCACGAUGCUGGAGCUACAGCGCCUUAAAACGUACCCCACGCUGACGGCUUCCACGAGUGUCAUGGCGCACAAUGCGCACCACUUGCUGAGUAACUGA
This is a messenger RNA of Anopheles cruzii, 4797 nucleotides long. Its product is annotated as cilia- and flagella-associated protein 43. Gene Ontology annotation, molecular function: protein binding. Bases 1 to 4797 code for a protein of 1598 amino acids. The record is from RefSeq and is a predicted model, not a curated record. The transcript has 13 exons. Gene Ontology annotation, cellular component: axoneme. NCBI's taxonomy places the organism in Eukaryota, Metazoa, Arthropoda, Insecta, Diptera, Culicidae. Gene Ontology annotation, biological process: cilium assembly.